AUGGCCAAGAAGAAGAACAGGAACAGGAACCAGGAGCCAAACCAGCCAGCCGAGGAGAACAACGGCGAUGGAGGGAAGAAGCCGAAGGAGGAGGGGAUACCCGCAUUCGUCAUCGUCAAGGUCGAUAUGCAUUGCAGUGGCUGCGCCAAUAAAGUCCGCAGAUCCAUCAAGGGUUUUCAAGGAGUGGACGGAGUGGUCACCGACCCGGCCAAUGGGCAGAUGACGGUGAUCGGCAUGGUGGAUCACGUCAAGCUGAAGAAGAGGAUCGAAGCCAGCACUCGCAAAACCGUGGAGAUCCUCAACCCGCAGGCCAAGAAGGAGAAGAAGGAUCCAAAUCCGAUAACCAACGACGUCGCCAAGAAACCACCACCACCACCACCACCAGCCCCCGCCGCCGACGAGAAGAAACCCAAACUACCCACAGUGUCAACAGUUGUGCUGAAGAUUCCCAUGCACUGCAAAUGCGAAGGUUGCUACAAAAAAAUCAAGAAAUCAAUUUUGAAAAUUGAAGGAGUGGAGAACGUGAAGAUGGACGGGGAGAAGGGUUUGGCGACGGCGAAGGGGACGAUGGACGCGAAGGCUUUGCCGGCGGCGGUGAAAGCGAAGCUGAAGAAGGAGGUGGAGGUGGUGCUGGAGAAGAAGGAAGCCGGAGGCGGUGGGGAGAAGAAGAAGAAGGAAGGCGAGGGAGAGGAAACUCCAGCGGCGGCGGUGAAGGAGGUGGUGGCGGAGGUGAAUAAGAUGGAGUUUUAUGGGGGGUAUGUUUACUGCUCUGAUAUGGUGCAAGCUCCGCAGUACUUCAGUGAUGAGAACCCGAAUGCUUGCGCUAUCAUGUGAGUCUCAUUGUUUGCUUUUAUUACCGUUUUGCCAGGGAAGGGUAUAUAGGGAAGAGAGGAAAAGUAGUAUAUAUAUAUAUAUAUUAAGAGAGAGUAAAGAGAAUGAAAAGUAGUGUUUGAUAUUGCUUUAAAUUUGGAUUAAUUGAGA
Dioscorea cayenensis subsp. rotundata (Guinea yam) is the source of this 981-nucleotide messenger RNA. RefSeq names its product heavy metal-associated isoprenylated plant protein 3-like. Bases 1 to 834 code for a protein of 277 amino acids. The record is from RefSeq and is a predicted model, not a curated record. Lineage: Eukaryota; Viridiplantae; Streptophyta; Magnoliopsida; Dioscoreales; Dioscoreaceae. Gene Ontology annotation, molecular function: metal ion binding. The transcript is spliced from 5 exons.